Diceros bicornis minor is the source of this 1835-nucleotide messenger RNA. RefSeq names its product 5'-nucleotidase domain containing 2 (gene NT5DC2). The record is from RefSeq and is a predicted model, not a curated record. Lineage: Eukaryota; Metazoa; Chordata; Mammalia; Perissodactyla; Rhinocerotidae. Gene Ontology annotation, molecular function: 5'-nucleotidase activity. Bases 20 to 1741 code for a protein of 573 amino acids. The transcript has 14 exons.
CGGGCGGCGCGCGGCGGGCAUGGCGGGUGCGGGGCUGCGGGCGGUCGCUCGGCGCUGGCUGCCUUGCGGAGGCCACGGCGGACCGCGAGCCGCCUCGUCCUCGCCCUCCUGCCCCGGCUGCGGCCCCCCGGGUCCCGGCGUCCAGUGCCCGGGUGCUCCGCGCUUCGCGCCCGCCCCGGCGCCCACCGGCGGCGCCGAGCUUGGCGCGCACCUAUGGGCUCGUUACCAGGACAUGCGGAAGCUGGUGCACGACCUCCUGCCCCCUGAGGUCUGCAGUCUCCUGAACCCAGCAGCCAUCUACGCCAACAACGAGAUCAGCCUCCGUGAUGUCGAGGUCUACGGCUUUGACUACGACUACACGCUGGCCCAGUAUGCAGACGCGCUGCACCCAGAGAUCUUCACUGCCGCCCGUGACAUCCUGAUUGAACACUACAAGUACCCAGAGGGGAUUCGGAAGUAUGACUACAACCCUAGCUUUGCCAUCCGUGGCCUCCACUACGACAUUCAGAAGAGCCUUCUGAUGAAGAUUGACGCUUUCCAUUAUGUGCAACUGGGGACGGCCUACAGCCUGGGCUCAGGACCACUCUGGACUGAUGAAGUCUGUGUGCCACCCAGGGGCCUCCAGCCUGUGCCAGACGAGGAGGUGAUUGACCUAUAUGGGGGUACCCAGCACAUCCCACUGUACCAGAUGAGUGGCUUCUAUGGCAAGGGUCCCUCCAUCAAGCAGUUCAUGGACAUCUUCUCGCUGCCAGAGAUGGCACUGCUGUCCUGCGUGGUGGACUACUUCCUGGGCCACGGCCUGGAGUUUGACCAGGCACACCUCUACAAGGAUGUGACGGACGCCAUUCGAGAUGUGCACGUGAAGGGCCUCAUGUACCAGUGGAUCGAGCGGGACAUGGAGAAGUACAUCCUGAGGGGGGAUGAGACCUUCGCCGUCCUGAGCCGCCUGGUGGCCCAUGGGAAACAGCUGUUCCUCAUCACCAACAGUCCUUUCAGCUUUGUGGACAAGGGGAUGCGGCACAUGGUGGGUCCCGACUGGCGUCAACUCUUUGACGUGGUCAUCGUCCAGGCAGACAAGCCCAGCUUCUUCACCGACCGGCGCAAGCCUUUCAGAAAACUCGAUGAAAAAGGCUCUCUCCAGUGGGACCGUAUCACCAGCCUGGAAAAGGGCAAGAUCUAUCGGCAGGGAAACCUGUUUGACUUCCUGCGCCUGACGGAAUGGCGCGGCCCCCGUGUGCUGUACUUCGGAGACCACCUCUACAGUGACCUGGCGGAUCUCAUGCUGCGGCAUGGCUGGCGCACAGGUGCCAUCAUCCCCGAGCUGGAGCGUGAGAUCCGCAUCAUCAACACGGAGCAGUACAUGCACUCGCUGACGUGGCAGCAGGCUCUCACGGGGUUGCUGGAGCGCAUGCAGACCUACCAGGAUGCUGAGUCGCGGCAGGUGCUGGCUGCCUGGAUGAAGGAGCGGCAGGAGCUGAGGUGCAUCACCAAAGCCCUGUUCAACGCUCAGUUUGGGAGCAUCUUCCGCACCUUCCACAACCCCACCUACUUCUCACGGCGCCUCGUGCGCUUCUCCGACCUCUACAUGGCCUCCCUUAGCUGCCUGCUCAACUACCGUGUGGACUUCACCUUCUACCCACGGCGCACACCCUUGCAGCACGAGGCGCCUCUCUGGAUGGACCAGCUCUGCACCGGCUGCAUGAAGACACCCUUCCUCGGCGACAUGGCCCACAUCCGCUGAGGGCACCUUUAUUGUCCGAAUAGGCCCCAGCCCCUCUUGCCCCGCCCACUCGGGGCAUCUGUCCAGAUAAGCAAUAAAAGUGGUCUCCCUCCUG